Messenger RNA from Protopolystoma xenopodis, 1968 nucleotides. The record is from the annotation of a GenBank genome assembly. NCBI's taxonomy places the organism in Eukaryota, Metazoa, Platyhelminthes, Monogenea, Polystomatidea, Polystomatidae.
AUGGCUGGCGAUCGAAGGUUGGAACGAAAAGUGGGCGAAAUAGAAAGCGACGGCAGCGGUACUUUCAAAGAGCCCUUUAUUUGUGAGUUUGGAGGUCAGAGUUAUUCGUCUUCUGACACCGUGAGUUGUCAUGGCGAUGGUCCACAUGCUUCUACCACAAAGACCAACUGUGCCUAUGGCAUCACCUAUGCAGCCAGCCUCGGAGUUAAAUCUGGCGAGGCCGAGUGUGAAUCGGCCAGCUGUGCUUCUGCCAAAGUGGCUUCAGUUGGACAGGGGCUAGACGAAGCCGGCAAGGAAGUAGUCACUUCACAGUCAGGUCGUGAACGCCUUCUGGAAUGGUUACGAGAAAGUCAGGCCAAACGAGACGAGAACAAUCGUCAAGUGUUCACUCGUUGGAUUGACCGUUACGAGGCGGCCACUCGAAUGGCGGCAGAACAGGCAGCAGCUGCCGCGGCUCUAGCCGCAGCCACGAGUGCCUCUAGCCUUCAGGCUCCACCGCCGACCACCCAACUGUCUUCAUCGCUUGGUCUGCCACAGCAGCAAUUGUCGCAAUCUGGAGCUCCGUCUCUUUCGCACCAUCAUCUCUCCUCGGCGGGGAUGCCUCCGCUAUUUUUGACCUCUCAAACGCAGCCCACAGUCACCUCUCUGGCCCAGCCGGCCUUGAUACAGGCUUCACAGGCCAGCCCAGCCGUCAUGCUUUCCGGCCCGCCCCCGGGGGGCCCGGGCCUGCUUCCCCAGGCGUUUACGCUUGAAAAUGCUCUGGGCAGCAUGAACCUAAACGCUCAGCUGUCCAGCCCCAUUGAGACCUGCCAGCAAGCCAGCCUAUCUUCGGCCUAUCUUAUGAAUCGUGGCCCACUUCUUUGCCCUGACAUUGUAGCUCCUUCGUUCUACGCGCUCCACGACUUGCCGCAUCCUUGUUCACCGUCAACAAAUUCCACUGCCUCAACCUCCUCCAUAUCAUCUGUCGCCUCAUCAGUCGCCUCGGUCCCAUCUGUAUCGACUUCUCUGGCCGUCAUUAAAUCGACACCCUCCUCGCCCACUCCAAGUGGACAGAUAUUGAGCAAUCUGGACGUUCAAGACGGCCUGAACAAGGAACUCGUCAAGCCAGAUGCCUCUUCUGAGCUCUACCAUAAACACAAACACAAAGAGCCGACGGGUAAGAACAUCCCUUGCAACAUGUGCGACGAUGAAUACAAGGAGCCCACCUACUCACCCAGAGAAAACGAGUUGGCUUGCCCUAAUUGUGAAAAGACUUGCGAGCUUCAGACUGUACUCGAGCGCCAGACUGAAAGCAAAAGUCCAUCUCUGGCCAGAAGUAUGAGUGACCAUAAAGGGAGGCCUGUUAAACCCGAUCUUACAGAAGUAAAAGAUAAACCGAAUUUCAGUCAACACCGGCAACAACACCAACACCAACCACUUCAACAGCAAGUUGGCCUGCAUCACUUGCCUUCCGCCGGACAGCGCUAUUCAUACCUCUACAAUUAUGCCCUCUACAUGCCUUCACUGGCCGAGACGUCAUACUGUUACCUGCCCUAUCAGCCGGCCUGGUCGCCUCAACAGGGGUUUCAGCCCAGUUUCGCCUACAGAAGCCAACAACCGAUGGUCGCAGCCUGCUCCUCAAUUCCCACCGACCAGUCGCCAAUCGGUCUUCCCUAUCCCCCCUCUUAUGCUCCUGGGCCCAUUCACUUGCAUCAGCCCCCCAUUGAGCCCCACCAAUCAGUUUAUCCGACCGGCCAACACUUGCGCUCUCCUCAUUGCCACAGCUCCGAGCAAAGCCCCAACCCAAAUCAGCCCUCACACCAUCUUCAAGCUCAACAACAACAACAGCAGACCUAUCAGCACAUGCUGCAGCAACAACAGCAUCUACAGAAAUCACUGCCACCGUCAAUUCCGAUGCUAGCACAGCAAGCACAUGUUCAUCAGCCUACGCUAUGCCAUCAGCCGAAUCAGCAGACAGUUUAUCCGGCC